Periophthalmus magnuspinnatus is the source of this 2771-nucleotide messenger RNA. RefSeq names its product frizzled-8-like. The transcript has a single exon. Gene Ontology annotation, molecular function: Wnt-protein binding; Wnt receptor activity. Lineage: Eukaryota; Metazoa; Chordata; Actinopteri; Gobiiformes; Gobiidae. The record is from RefSeq and is a predicted model, not a curated record. Gene Ontology annotation, cellular component: plasma membrane. Bases 196 to 1929 code for a protein of 577 amino acids. Gene Ontology annotation, biological process: non-canonical Wnt signaling pathway; canonical Wnt signaling pathway.
GAGACAGAGAGACAGAGCAGAGGACAGGAGAGGAGAGGAGAGCCAGCACCGUGGAUCUGACAGGACAUGGCUUUAGCGCUGCCCCGGGACUAAACCAGGGCUAGUCUGGCUCUGUUCUGGAAUUGUUUUGGACUUCUUUUGAACUUGUUUUGGACUUGUUUUGGCGUUGUUUGAUCCGGAGUAGACAGAGGGACCAUGGAGAGGAGCGUCCCGGCUCGACUAGCUCUCUUCGCUCUGUUGCUGCACGGGACGCGGUGCUGGGCGGCCAAGGAGCCGCAGUGCCAGGAGAUCACAGUGCCACUGUGUAAGGGCAUCGGGUACAACUACACGUACAUGCCCAACCCGUUCAAGCACGACUCCCAGGACGAGGCGGGACUGGAGGUGCAUCAGUUCUGGCCGCUGGUGGAGAUCCGCUGCUCCGCGGACCUGCGCUUCUUCCUGUGCAGCAUGUACACUCCGAUCUGUCUGGAGGACUACAAGAAGCCGCUGCCGCCGUGCCGUAGCGUGUGCGAGCGCGCGCGUGCGGGUUGCGCGCCGCUCAUGCGUCAGUACGGAUUCCCGUGGCCGGACCGUAUGCGCUGCGAGCUGCUCCCGGAGCAGGGCGACCAGGACACGCUGUGUAUGGACUACAACCGCAGCGCGAGCACCACCGCGCCGCCGCGCCUCGUGCCCAAACCCACCAACCGCGCGGUCAAGCCGCACGCGCCCAAGAAGAAGCCCUACAACCGCGUGCCCGGAAAACACAAACCGGCAGCAUGUGAGUCCGGCUGCUUCUGCCGCGAGCCCAUGGUCCCUCUGCGCGCGGAUCACCCUCUGCUGCAGCGCGUGCACACUGGACAGGUGCCCAACUGUGCGUUCCCGUGCCACAGCCCGUACCUGAGCCAGGAGGAGCGCGCCUUCACCACCUUCUGGAUCGGACUGUGGUCCGUGCUGUGCUUUGCGUGUACACUGGUGACCGUGGCCACGUUCCUCAUAGACAUGGAGCGGUUCCAGUACCCGGAGCGGCCCAUCGUCUUUAUGUCUGCGUGCUACCUGUGCGUGUCCCUGGGCUACCUCGUGCGUCUGGCCGCAGGGCACGAGGAGGUGGCGUGUGACCGGGACGGCGGCGUGGAGACCAUCCGGUACGAGUCCACGGGCCCCGCGCUGUGCACGCUGGUCUUCUUGCUCAUCUACUUCUUCGGCAUGGCCAGCUCCAUCUGGUGGGUCAUCCUGUCGCUCACGUGGUUCCUCGCGGCGGCGCUCAAAUGGGGCAACGAGGCCAUUGCGGGGCACGCGCAGUACUUCCACCUGGCCGCGUGGCUCGUGCCCAGCGUCAAGUCCAUCGCCGUGCUCGCGCUCAGCGCCGUGGACGGGGACCCAGUGGCGGGCGUGUGCUCCGUGGGGAAUCAGAACCUGGACAACCUGCGCGGAUUCGUGCUCGCACCGCUCGUGCUCUACCUGUUCCUCGGGACGAUGUUUCUGCUCGCGGGCUUCGUGUCGUUGUUCCGGAUCCGCAGCGUCAUCAAACAAGGUGGAACCAAGACGGACAAACUGGAGCGGCUGAUGAUCCGCAUCGGCGUCUUCACGGUGCUCUAUACGGUUCCCGCCACUGUCAUUGUCGCGUGUUACUUCUACGAGCAGCACAACAGGAGCGCGUGGGAGAUUACGCACACUUGCACGUGCGCCCAGGACGCGGGGCGCAUACGGCCGGACUACGCCGUGUUCAUGUUGAAGUAUUUCAUGUGCCUCCUCGCGGGCAUCAGCUCCGGGGCUUGGGUCUGGUCCGGGAAGACCCUGGACUCGUGGAGGACUUUGUGCACGCGCUGCUGCUGGGGGAGCAAGGCCACGAGCGGCUCUAUGUAUAGUGACGUCAGCACGGGGCUUACGUGGAGGUCCGGCACCGCGAGCUCAGUGUCGUACCCCAAACAGAUGCCGCUGUCCCGGGUCUGAGGACCGGUAAGGACGGGUACCGGGACUUCUUAUUUAUUUACAUGGUGCGUAACUGUGCGUAAACCCAGCGCCGUGUUUGGACUCUCAUUUUGCUUAGACCACCUCAGAACAACUUCAGUCCACACAAACUGACUCAGGACAGGCUUUGGUUUUAUAUUGUGCCUUACAGUGUGUUGGAACAGUGUUUUACACUGGUUCCUUAUAAUGGAACAGUGCUCAUCAUGUGCGUAAAAGUGUGCGUAAAAGUUAAAGGUUUACCGUUUUUUACGGCUCCUACCUCAUGUUACUUUGAGACAGUGCAUUCCUUUCAUCAUAAUUGUGACAGUCACAGUGCUACACGUCUGACUACACGCCUCCUGCUGUAGGAUGCUGUGGUUUAAAUGGACCAUCACGUCUUUGUCCAAACCUCCUUGUUUUCGUUGAGUAGGGUCUUUUUGACAGUUAGGCCUGACGCUGUGACGCACCUGCUUUACGCUCUCACGCUCUGACCUCAGCUCCGCUCUGCAUUAUUUCAUUGUCUUUGUCUUGUGUUGAUUGUGAUGAAAAGCGCGCUGGGGGGACAGGAGAAGGAGGGGGAGGAGGAGGAGCGCAUUGUCUGUCAGCGUGCAGUCAUUAGCGCUAACGAGUCACUAAUGGCUUUACUUAAAAAAAAAAAUGUAAGUCCCUGUGUUCUGUAAAAUUUUAAAUUACGUUUUAUUCCAUGUACGGUUUAUUGUCACAAUUAGUGAAACGAAAAAAUAAAUAAAUAAUCCGAGUCCUGUCUCAAACAGAACCGCUCAAACUGCCUUAUCCAACGUGCGUAAUGCGUGCGUAAAAAUGUAUUUAUACUGUAUUUGUGUACA